UCACAUGACAGCCUAGUUCUCCGCACUACACUCAUGAUAACACUCAACCUCAUCACCAACUCCUCAAUAAAUCCCCAGCUACAUUCCAUACGAUAGAAGCCAUCUCAUAAAACAAAAGGUAAAUUAAGCCUGGCACUGAAUAGAAUGUCCCUCCCAAAUACCUGGUAUUUACGUCGAGUGGCCGACACAGCCGCCAAAGCGUGCCUGAUCUGUUACAAACCCUCGAGCAGUGUGCUGAUCACGCCAGAUAACAAGGAUUUCUUUUACGUAUGUCCCGCCCACUUGAAGGAUCGCAAUUUCUGCUCGCCUGUUGUGGACACGGAAGAGCAGCAGGCCAAGAAGAAGCAGGAUGCUAUGGCUUUGGAGAUUGAAAAGGUAAAGAAGGAGUACGAGGAGAAGCAGAAAAAGAAGAAAGAAAAGGAACAGGAAAAGGAGAAAGAGAAGAAGGCAACCGAUGAUAAUGCCAAGGAGAAAGACGAUCAAAGCAAGACGGAUAAGAAUAAGGAUGGCAGUGACAAGAGUGAUGAGAAGGAGAGGGAUGACAAGAUCGAUUCCAUCAGAAAAUCAGAUACAACUGGUGUAUCCACGCCCACGUCGGAUGACUCGCCUCGGAUAUUUUCUUUACAUAAAAACUUCUACCAAAUGCGCAUUGACAGACUGCGCAAUAUGGAAAUGGCAAAGAGAAACCGUCAACGAUUACAAGAUCCUUCACUCUUCCCAUCUGUUCCUUCCGGGGGUAUUUGAAUUACACGGCAGCGCAGAUCGAUCAUAUCAGUUUUGGCCCGACUGACGUGACGUUUGCAAUCCCAGCGUCAGCGGGAGAAGGCGUUGUUAUUUUUUCUUUUUCUUUUUUUCGACGAGGCUACCUAUGACGCGCCUUCUUCAUGACGAUCUCUGAUAUGGAUUUGAAAGAUUGUUGGACGACGAUACAUGGCUGUUUACCUUUGGACGAUGAAACG
Messenger RNA from Aspergillus wentii DTO 134E9, 959 nucleotides. Its product is annotated as AAA-ATPase Vps4-associated 1 family protein. The record is from RefSeq and is a predicted model, not a curated record. The coding region runs from base 145 to 744 and encodes 199 amino acids. NCBI's taxonomy places the organism in Eukaryota, Fungi, Ascomycota, Eurotiomycetes, Eurotiales, Aspergillaceae. Gene Ontology annotation, biological process: vacuolar transport. The transcript has 4 exons. Gene Ontology annotation, cellular component: endosome.